AUGUCCGGUCGCAAGGACUUUCUGAGCCAGCCGGCGCCUGAGAACUAUGUGGCCGGCUUGGGUAGAGGUGCGACAGGUUUCACAACGCGCUCAGAUCUCGGUCCCGCCAGGGAAGGACUCAGCGAUGAGCAGAUGAAGGAGAUUCUGGCCAAGCGUGCCGCCCAACUUGGAAACGCGCCGCCCACAGCGUAUGGAGUGCCUGGAAAGAAAGAAGAUGACGACGAUGACGACGAGCGCUUCCAAGACCCCGACAACGAGACAGGCCUAUUCGCAGGCGCCAACUACGAUCGUGAAGAUGACGAGGCCGACAAAAUCUACGCCGAGGUCGACGCAAAGAUGGACAAGAGACGGAGGGCGAGGCGCGAAGAGCGCGAGCGCAAAGAAAGAGAAGAAUAUGAGCGCAACAACCCGAAGAUCCAACAGCAAUUUGCAGACUUGAAGAGAGAGCUUGGAGGUCUCACCGACGAAGACUGGCAGAACAUCCCCGAGGUUGGAGAUUUGACGGGCAAGAAUCGAAGGGCAAAGCAGAACCUGCGCGAGAGAUUCUAUGCCGUUCCAGACAGUGUCUUGGCUGGCGCAAGAGAUUCAACACAGUUUGACACAACCGUCAACGAUGAUGGAGCUCAGCCUAGUGCUGCCGCAGACAAUCUGGAAGGCGCAAUGACAAACUUCGCCAACAUCGGAGCUGCGAGAGACAAGGUCUUGCAAGUCCGUCUGGAUCAAGCCGCGCAAGGCGAUGUCGCUUCCGGAACCGCAACGAGUAUCGAUCCGAGAGGCUACUUGACAUCUCUGACAAAGUCUGAAGUCAAGGCCAGCGAAAUCCCGGUUGCUGAUGUCGCAAGAGCGCGUGAGCUGCUCAGAUCUGUCAUCAACACGAACAAGAAGCACGGUCCUGGCUGGAUCGCCGCAGCACGCUUGGAAGAAUUCGCUGGAAAGAUUGUCGCUGCACGAAACCUGCUGGCUCAAGCAGUAGAGUUCUGUCCGAAGUCCGAGGAUGUCUGGCUAGAAUCUAUGCGCCUGAACGAGAACCACAACGCCAAAAUCAUUGCUAAGGAAGCUCUCAAAUACAAUGACCGCUCAGUGCGACUCUGGGUGGAAGCAAUGAAGCUAGAAACCAUCAUGUCUAACAAGAAGCGUGUAUUGAGACAAGCUCUCGAUCACGUCCCGCAAUCCGUCGCAAUCUGGAAAGAAGCCGUCAAUCUCGAGGAGGAUCCAGCCGAUGCCCGACUUCUGCUCGCAAAGGCCACCGAAUUAAUUCCAUUGUCCGUGGACCUGUGGCUUGCUCUCGCUCGAUUGGAAAGUCCCGAAAAUGCGCAAGUCGUCCUGAACAAAGCGAGAAAGGCCGUUCCGACUUCUUGGGAAAUCUGGGUGGCCGCUGCUCGACUACAAGAGCAGAUUGGCGCUGAGCAGAUGGUUGGAAAGAUUAUGGAUCGUGCUGUAAAGUCUUUAGCACGCGAGUCAGCCAUGCUGGAGCGCGAGAGAUGGAUUGAAGUUGCCGAGAAUUGCGAAGAAGAAGGUGCAAAUCUUACCUGCAAAGCAAUCGUGGAGCAUACGCUCGGCUGGGGACUUGACGAGGACGACGAUCGCAGAAAGAUCUGGAUGGACGACGCAAAAUCUUCCAUGGUCAGAGGUCGUUAUCAAACGGCACGUUCCAUCUACGCUUACGCAAUCCGGGUGUUCCCUAACAGCAGCAUCAUCUGGUUGGCCGCAGGCGAUAUGGAACGUAACCACGGUUCAAGAGAGUCUCUCGUAUCUUUGCUGGAGAAGGCAGUUGAAGCAGUACCUACUAACGAAGUGCUGUGGAUGCAGCUCGCCAGGGAAAGAUGGAACGCAGGAGACAUCAACGAGGCUCGUAAAGUCUUGGGUAAAGCCUUCCAACAGCAGCCCGGAAACGAAGAUAUCUGGCUGGCAGCUGUCAAGCUUGAAGCAGAUAACGGAGAAGUUGACCAAGCGCGCGACCUUCUAAGAACGGCACGACAAGAGGCAGGUACUGACAGAGUCUGGAUCAAGAGUGUUGCUUUCGAGAGACAGCAAGGUGAUAGAGAAGCUGCUCUUGAUCUUGUCAACCAAGGUCUUCAGCUUUAUCCCAAAGCCGCCAAGCUCUGGAUGCAAAAAGGACAAAUCUAUGAUAGCAAAGGCAUGCUCCCGCAAGCGCGUGAAGCCUUCAAUACCGGAACAAGAGCUUGUCCGCAGAGUGUGCCAUUGUGGCUACUCGCGACUCGCACUGAAGAGAAGGCAGGUGUCCUUGUCAAAGCACGCAGUAUUCUUGACCGAGCACGUCUUGCGGUACCAAAAAACCCCGAGCUUUGGACAGAGUCUGUUCGACUCGAGAGACGCGCAGGAAACACUGCCGCAGCCAACCAAAAGAUGGCACAAGCUCUACAAGAAUGCCCAACCAGCGGCUUACUAUGGAGUGAGAGAAUCUGGCAUCUUGAAGCUCGCACACAACGCAAACCCCGUACACUGGAGGCGAUCAAGAAGAACGACAGUGAUCCUAUCUUGUACGUGACGGCUGCGCGUGUCUUCUGGGGCGAGCGAAAAUUGGACAAGGCAGUGACUUGGUUUGAAAAGGCGAUUGUCGCUGAUCCGGAUGUUGGUGACUCAUGGGCCUACUACUUGAAGUUCUUGAGACAGCACGGCACAGAAGAGAAGCAAGAGGAGACUAUCAACAAGUGUGUACUCAGUGAGCCCAAGCACGGAGAAGUCUGGCAGAGUAUCGCAAAGGCACCCGAAAACUCCAAAUUGGGUGUUGAGGAGAUCCUCAAACUCGUUGCUAGCAAGCUGGACUAG
This is a messenger RNA of Aureobasidium pullulans EXF-150, 2790 nucleotides long. RefSeq lists its product as uncharacterized. Gene Ontology annotation, biological process: mRNA splicing, via spliceosome; spliceosomal tri-snRNP complex assembly. Lineage: Eukaryota; Fungi; Ascomycota; Dothideomycetes; Dothideales; Saccotheciaceae. Gene Ontology annotation, molecular function: protein binding. Bases 1 to 2790 code for a protein of 929 amino acids. The transcript is spliced from 2 exons. Gene Ontology annotation, cellular component: catalytic step 2 spliceosome; U4/U6 x U5 tri-snRNP complex. The record is from RefSeq and is a predicted model, not a curated record.